Messenger RNA from Plutella xylostella (diamondback moth), 2691 nucleotides. Lineage: Eukaryota; Metazoa; Arthropoda; Insecta; Lepidoptera; Plutellidae. The record is from RefSeq and is a predicted model, not a curated record.
AUAGUCGGGGAUACCGCGCCUGUCUGCCGGUUGCUUGCGCGGAUACCCUGCAAGACCGCUCACUUUUAUCACAACGCGUAAAAUACGUUCUAAAAAAUAAAUGAUCAACAGAAAGUGCUAAGCUAUCAAAACGAUGUUGAUUUCUAAUUGUGAUGUACCUGUAAACAGUUUAUAAACAUUUUCGCGAGUUACGAAGUUUGAGAUAAUGAUAACAACCAUGACGUCAUUCAUAUUGUUGAAGACAAACUCUUUUUUGUUGAGUAUGAACAAAGAAGAUAACGUGAACUGGUUUCAUGGGAAGAUUUCUCGAGAAACUGCUGAGAGGCUGCUAAAAGAAGAGGGUGAAGAUGGUGUUUUCUUGGUACGUGAAAGUAACACAUCGCCAGGGGACUACGUCCUUUCGGUCUUACAUCAAGGUGAGGUAGUGCAUUACCAGAUACGGAGGCACGGUGAAGAUGCAUUCUUCUCAAUAGAGGAACACACAACAGUGCACGGACUAGACACCCUGAUCCAGCACUACCGCACAGACUCCAAUGGCCUGGUGACACCGUUGUCAGGAGUGUGCAAAGGACAGCCACCCCCGCACGAGUCUCGCACACAGGGGACUACUAACUUAUUACACAGAGCAACCCACGCCGGCGAGCUCAACAUAGUCUCCCACAUCCUGGCGCGCGGGCACUACCAGGGUCGCGACGCUAAGAACCAGGACGGGCAGACGGCGGUCCACAUCGCGGCCAAGGCGGGACACGACAAGAUCUUGGAGAAGCUCAUCGACAGUGGCGCCACUGUUAAUGUGCGGGACUCGUUUGGGUAUACGCCUUUGCAUUACACAUGUCAGAACAAUCUCCCGAGUACCACAGAAUUGCUGGUCACUAGAGGGCACGCCAACUACCAGAUGCGGCACGCGCCCACUGGACAAGUGCCGCUGCACGACGCCGCCAUGAGGGGACAUAUUGACUGUAUUAAGGUUUUAUUAAAGUUACGAGCACCCUCACACCCCCGGACCCUGGCUAAAGACACUCCGGCCGACCUCGCCAAGCAUUAUGGACACAUGGACUGCUAUCAGUUGCUGAAGAACUACAAACCCGACCAGCCAACCACAACCAAAUCCCAAUGGUACCACGGCACACUGAACCGCGACGAAGCUCUCAAAACUCUAGAAGAGUACUGCCGACAACACAACAUCACCGACAGAGCUACUGACGGGGUGUUUCUGGUGCGGUACAGUGAACGACAUCGGCACCCUUAUGUGCUGACCAUGCUGAGUGCCAAUACGCCGUAUAACUUUAUUAUUAGGAGUGAGAACGAAUGGCUAUUCAUAGACGACGGUCCUCUGCUGGAGUCAUUAGAACGUCUGAUAGAGCACUACAGCGCGGUGCCGGACGGGCUGCCCACGCGCCUCGCCACGCCCGUGCCGCCCAAGACCAAGCCGCCUCUACCCGACUUCUCAACAAUGCCGCGAAACAAGAAAAAGAAGCUAAAACUGACCAAAGCCGACACUCCCGACUCGCAGCUAACGUCACCCUCCUCAGUGACCAAUAACAACGCGUUUGACCUCUUGACUCGCAACCUCUCAUUCUCGUCUGACUUCAGUAUGAAUGACACUCUGAACAAUAAUGACGGCGUAUCGGGAUUGGACGACGGAGAGACGUAUAAAGUUCCUAUGAAGAAUACCGCUGUUGUGUCAUUGGCGGAGAAUUAUAAUGAAAUCUCGAUUAACUCGGACGGACAGCUUUCUACGCUGCAAGAAUUCAUCCCAAUGAGCGAGCUAACGUUAGGCCCUCUCCUCGGCGAGGGUGAAUUCGGUUCAGUGCUCCGCGCCACCUACACGCCGCCCAACCAGACGCCGGUGCAGGUGGCAGUAAAAACGUUGCACGUACAACACAUGGACACGAACAAGCGCGAGUUCCUGUCGGAGGCCAAGCUGAUGAUGUCGCUGCGGCACCGCUGCAUAGUGAGGCUCAUUGGCGUUUCAUUGGGUCCACCAUUAGCCAUGGUGCAAGAGCUAGUCGGCCUAGGCUCUUUGCUCUCCCAGCUAGUCUCAGGAACUUGCACCCAGAGCGAGGUGCGGCUGUGGGCGCGCCAGGUGGCUGAAGGCAUGGACUACCUGGAGCGUUGCCGCUUCGUGCACAGAGACCUCGCCGCCAGGAACAUACUGCUGCACACCAGGAGCCAAGCCAAAAUCAGCGACUUCGGCCUCUCCCGCGCCGUCUCCACCGACAGUUCGUACUACAAGGCGAGCCGCGGCGGCAAGUGGCCCAUCAAGUGGUACGCGCCGGAGUCCUACAACUACGGCACCUUCUCGCACGCGAGUGACGUUUGGAGCUACGGGGUCACGCUGUGGGAGAUGUGGAGCGGCGGGAAACAGCCGUACGGGGAGAUUAGAGGUGUUGAGGCGAUACAGCUAGUAGAGAACGGGCAACGCCUAGAGAAGCCCGACGACUGUCCGGAAGAGAUCUACGACAUAAUGCUCGAGUGCUGGGCGUACAGCCCCGAGGCUCGACCCACGUUCGCGCGCCUCGUGGCCGCGUUCACGCAACACGCGGAUUAUGAGAAUAUCAGCCAGCUGGUGCACGAGUGUGAUGAUGUGCAUGUGUAGCUGUUUGGUUAAGGUUGGCUAUAGUAUGUUGCAUGUAUUCACGAUUUGCAUGUAUUUUAUAUAAGAAUGCCGGCCCACGGCGGGCACAUUUG